UUCAUUCACCUCUCCUCAUCGACUCACUUCUUCCCCAAUCCUCUUCUCAAAUCUCUACCGCUGUUUAUGUGCUGCAAUGGAUUACGAGUAUGCUUGAUUUCGCUUGUCUGUUAGUCAAUUACUUUUUUCUUUUUCGCAGCUUGACUUUGGUUUCUUCGGCGAUGGAAAUGGGGAAGAAAAAGAAAUAAUAUUGAAUUCCGUGGUGUGUGAUCACAACAAGUACAACAACUAGCAUGAAUUUCUUCUGAUGGGUUGUCUCAACACUAAACCUGCUAGGCAUACCCCCGGCUACGAGGAGCCCUCUGUUCUUGCUGCCGAGACACCCUUCACAGUGAGUGAAGUCGAGGCUUUGUAUGAACUGUAUAAGAAAAUAAGCAGCUCCAUAAUCGAUGAUGGCCUCAUUCACAAGGAAGAAUUUCAGUUUGCGCUCUUCCGGAACCAAAACUGUAGAAAUCUGUUUGCAGACAGGGUAUUCGACGUGUUUGACUACAAGCGCAACGGAGUGAUUGAGUUUGGAGAAUUCGUUCGAUCAUUGGGCGUGUUUCACCCCAAUGCACCUUCGGCAGACAAAGUCGCUUUUGCGUUCAGAUUGUACGAUCUGAGGGGCACCGGCUACAUCGAGUGGGAAGAGUUGAAAGAAAUGGUGUUGGCGCUAUUACACGAAUCUGAGCUGGAACUCUCCGAGGAUGUUGUCGAAAUGAUUGUGGACAAGACAUUUUCGGAAGCGGACAGCAAAAAAGACGGAAAGAUCGACAUGGAAGAGUGGAAAGAAUUCGUGUCGAAAAAUCCUUCUCUGAUGAAGAACAUGACUCUUCCAUAUCUCAAGGAGAUGACCGUAGCAUUUCCUAGCUUUGUGGUGCACACACAAGUCGAAGACCUCCAAAUAUAACACACAGUAAUUUUAUUUUUGUCCAAAUAUAUGUACAUACUUUACUUACACACUAUUACAGUUAUUAUUAUGAGGUUAGUUUGUUUGUAAUUUGUUAAAUGUUAAGAGAGAAUUGAUGUAAAUUAGCUAUUAUUAUUAUUAUUAUUAUUAUUAUGUUUAAAUUUGAAAAGUCGAAUUUAAAUUCGCCUCAUACAAUUA
This is a messenger RNA of Andrographis paniculata, 1087 nucleotides long. Its product is annotated as calcineurin B-like protein 4. Bases 248 to 889 code for a protein of 213 amino acids. Gene Ontology annotation, biological process: calcium-mediated signaling. The record is from RefSeq and is a predicted model, not a curated record. The transcript has 9 exons. Gene Ontology annotation, molecular function: kinase binding; calcium ion binding. NCBI's taxonomy places the organism in Eukaryota, Viridiplantae, Streptophyta, Magnoliopsida, Lamiales, Acanthaceae.